Messenger RNA from Lachnellula hyalina, 654 nucleotides. RefSeq lists its product as uncharacterized. The record is from RefSeq and is a predicted model, not a curated record. Gene Ontology annotation, molecular function: transferase activity. The transcript has 3 exons. Bases 1 to 654 code for a protein of 217 amino acids. NCBI's taxonomy places the organism in Eukaryota, Fungi, Ascomycota, Leotiomycetes, Helotiales, Lachnaceae.
AUGUCUUCAUCUUUGGUGGAAGUUGACCCCUGGGAGGCUGUAGUCAUUAUAGACAAUGAAGUCGAUUCUAUGUCUUGGAUUGCUCCUAACACUAUCGAUGUCUCGGGACGUUUUCCGGAUAUGAUGAUGAGCCAGUCAAAGAGUUUUGCGGUUGGAGAAGAUUCUAUCAAGGUCAUGCCUAUGGAGGCUAUGUGUUGCGGGGCACAUGGCUUGUCUGUUCUUGUAACCGCCCCAGAAGUUGGCGUCAAACAUUCCGUUCUGUUUGGUACAGGCCCUGAGGAAGAAGCCUAUGAACGGAAUGCAAAGAAACUAGGCACAGAUAUUUCAUCAGUGGACGUACUCCAGCUCUCGCACUGGCAUCGUGACCAUUCUGAAGACAAAAUCUAUUUACAAACCCAUCAUUGUCGACCUCCAUCCGGAUCGUCCAGAGUAUCGAGGCUUUAUGAUCGGCAACAAUCCGUCUCAUUCCCAGCAGAUCCUACCUUUGCUGAAAUAGAAGGCGUAGGCGCAACUGUUUCGAAACAGCCUGCUGCUUAUACGGUCCUCGAUGACAUGUUUCUUAUCUCUGGCUUCAUCCCCUCAUCGGCACUACAUGAGACAGGCCUCAAGGGAGGCAUCAGACAAGAUACGAACAAGGGCUGGGAGAAGGAUUAA